UCGGGCAACGAGUCAAAGAUGGACGCUACCUGUUGGUUCGAGUUGUACUAGUGGAGGCUACUCUUGCAUCAUCUUCCAGACAUGAUCCCAUUCGUUAUCUGCGUGCUAUUCUUCUGGACAGCUUUAAACUUUACGGACUAUGUGUUCAAGACGUGCAUGCUGUACCCGUACGUCAGCAUGCUGGAGCGAAGUGGAAUGAGCUUGAAGCUGCUUCGCGCGCAGUUCUACUUCACCCGGUUCAACCGUGUGGUGCACCAAAUGGGACGGAAAAAACCGCGAUUUCUGUACUGGUGGUUCACCGUGGGUACAGUUGCCAGUAUUGGAUGCAUUGUGCCUGCCGUUUGGGUGCUCGCGAAGGCUGCCUCUGGCAUGAUCCGAAGUGCCGCAACCGGAACGCAAGAAGUCCAAGUGCUCGAGCCCUCUCUACCAGGCGUCAACCUUCCAUUGUCGGACAUUUUCUACUACAUCGCAACGUUAAUUGUGUGCAGCAUAUUCCACGAGUUCGGCCAUGCUUUAGCGGCUGUUAGGGAGAACGUGCGCAUUCAAGGCUGCGGCUUCUUUGUGCUUGGGAUAUUUCCUGGUGCAUUUGUCGACCUCCCAAAGGACCAACUCUCGGUGCUGUCACCUUGGAGGCAGUUGAAGAUAUACUGCGCCGGAGUGUGGCACAACAUAGUCGCGGCCCUGCUGGCACUGCUGCUCCUCUUUGGCAACAAGUUUCUGUUGGCGCCAUUUUAUGCUGAGAACUCUGGAGUGUCAGUUAUCUCAGUACUCAAGGAGUCUGGUGCCCAUGGCCCUGGUGGUUUAUUGCCAGGAGACCACAUUAUUGGAGUUGACAGCUGUGAUGUUCGGAAUAUGGAUUCCUGGAAGGCCUGCCUGGUCCAGACAUUGCUACUUCCCCAGCAUGGCUACUGCCAGAAGAAGAAUGUGGUCGAGUCUGAAGGCACAUGGUCUCCAAAAGACUGCUGCCAUGGACAGUCAAACAACAGUCUCUGCUUUGCUUACAUGGAACAUGGAGAAAAAAAAAAUGUGUGCCUGCCAGCAAGACGCACGCUGCAGAUGUCAGUCAGGUACUGCAACUCAAGUUGUUCACGGGAUGAAUACUGCCUAAAACCAAUACUGGACAACGGGACUAAGCUAGUAGAGGUCAAGAGGACAAACUGGCAAACAAUGCUCUUUCUUGGUCCACCAUCAGAGCUUUGGCAUUCAGUUUCUGUCAUCAAGUGGGUCCCUCGGCAACUCUACCUAUCUGUGCUGCCAGUGCACAUUUAUGAAGUGUUCCUGCAUUACAUGUUGUCCUUCUCAGGCGCACUGGCACUGCUGAACGUUGUUCCUUGCAUUGCACUUGACGGGCAAUGGAUAACACAAGGGCUCGUAAAGCUGUUGGUGCAAUCAAUGCCUUGGCUUCGAUCUUCCAGAAAAGGAGUUUACCUCUUCAUUGUCUUGGGUGGCACAGUUCUCUUGGCAUCCAACGUUUUUCUUGGCUUUUGGAAGCUUUUUGGCCCUAGAUAAUUUUAGGCCCAAAAUGGUCAUGUGUACAUAGCACUCAUAAUGUAAAUACUGUAGGUAACUCAUCUUUGCAUUUUGCCACCGUACAUUAAAAACUGUUUUGCUUA
This is a messenger RNA of Dermacentor silvarum, 1613 nucleotides long. RefSeq names its product membrane-bound transcription factor site-2 protease-like (gene S2P). The record is from RefSeq and is a predicted model, not a curated record. Bases 82 to 1509 code for a protein of 475 amino acids. Gene Ontology annotation, molecular function: metalloendopeptidase activity; protein binding. Gene Ontology annotation, biological process: membrane protein intracellular domain proteolysis; regulation of response to endoplasmic reticulum stress. Gene Ontology annotation, cellular component: cytoplasm; membrane. The transcript has 9 exons. NCBI's taxonomy places the organism in Eukaryota, Metazoa, Arthropoda, Arachnida, Ixodida, Ixodidae.